Molecule: messenger RNA, 2270 nt
Organism: Pezoporus flaviventris
Lineage: Eukaryota; Metazoa; Chordata; Aves; Psittaciformes; Psittacidae
Gene: EFHD1
Product: EF-hand domain family member D1
Exons: 4
Coding region: 56-769 (237 amino acids)
Cellular component (GO): mitochondrial inner membrane
Molecular function (GO): calcium ion sensor activity
Source: RefSeq, a predicted model, not a curated record
UCGGGGCAGGCAGGCCCGGCAGGAGCGGCGCGGUUCGGGUAGAAGGCUGCGGGCUAUGGCCUCGGAGGAGCUGGCGCAGAAGCUGCAGCGGCGGCUGCAGCUGGAGGAGAGCGGAGUGGCGGUGGAGGGCGAGGAGGUAGCGGCCAAGGGCGAGGCGGCGGCCGGGGCCGAGGCGGAGCGGAGCUGCCUGACGGCCAGCGCGGGCGCGGAGCUGAGCGCCAAGCUGUGCCGGCGGCAGGACAUCAACGAGGGGGCGGCGCAGCCCCGGCAGGCCGCGGUGUUCAACGUUUACACCGAGUUCAAGGAGUUAAGCCGCCGGCAGAUCAAGGACAUGGAGCGCUUGUUCCGCCUGUAUGACUCAGGACGGGAUGGAUACAUUGACCUGAUGGAACUGAAGCUGAUGAUGGAAAAGCUGGGAGCCCCGCAGACCCACCUGGGGCUGAAGAACAUGAUCAAGGAGGUGGAUGAAGACUUUGAUGGGAAGCUCAGCUUCUGUGAGUUCCUGCUGAUUUUCCAUAAAGCUGCAGCUGGGGAGCUCGAGGAGGACAGCGGCCUGUUGACUCUUGCAAAGCUCUCGGAGAUAGAUGUCUCCAUUGAGGGAGUCAAAGGAGCCAAGAACUUCUUUGAAGCUAAGGUUCAAGCCCUCUCUUCAGCCAGUAAGUUUGAAGCAGAGAUAAAAGCUGAGCAGGAUGAGCGAAAGCAGGAAGAGGAAGAGAGGAAACACCGCCGAGCAGCUUUCAGGGAGUUAAAGUCUGCAUUUAUCCAGUAACCGGCCAGCCAAUAUGCACUCUGAGAUUGCACGUGACUUGGUACGUUUCCCAAAUUAGGGCUCUACCUGGAGAGAACUGCUUGGAUCCUGCCUAAAACUUGUUACCGCUUUGCUAACCUUCCUUUCCUGAAGAUCCUCCUGAGUAUAAGGGCACAGUUCUUGCAGUUACUAUGCAUUCAUAACAAUGUGAAUCCUAAGAGCUGUGUACAUGCUGUUGUGCUCUGAACUGUCAGGAGUACAUCACCCUGAAGCAGACACAGCAGGUAGCAAAUCAUGGGUGAGCACUGACGAGUGUCAUGCUUACCUACUUUAUUCUUUCCUUCUUUUCUAUACGUUCUUUUUCUCUUAACACCAUAUUAAUUAAUUCCUUCCUUGCAGGCAAGUAGUGAGGUCUUGUGUAAAUCAGGGUGUACAAAUUACAGCUUGACUUCCUGUAUGUUUGUAUUGCUGUUGGGUGUUGUCACCCUUUUCUUUCUCAAAGCCCUGUGCCACAGGCACUGUGAAAACACUGUGAAGAGAGAAAGAUAGUUACUAGGACAUGGAUCAAAUUAGUUACCAUUUCCUGUAGUUUUUCUGCCACCCAGCAUGUUGUAGAGUCUUCCAGUUUUUCUUCUCUGAAGUGCCAUAGUUACAAAUCUUUCUAUAAGAGGCAAGAAUUCCCCAGACUUUGAAGGGAGGAAGCUGGCUCUCUCUUAAAUGAGGAAUAGAAAACUGAAUUGCCUGACCAUGUAUCUUCUUUCACAUUCCAUCACAUUUAGUGUACUGUACGGCUUCACUGUAUUUUCCAGCCUUAGGCAGCUGUAUGUGUUUUUAAGGGAUAUUGCCAGCUGGACAAUGCAAUCAGAUGGCACAAGGGGUUUUCUAUUUGGAAAUCCUGAAUCAUGAAGGUGACAUUGUGAUUUUAUUAGAGCCAUGACAUACCAUCAGCCCAGCAUAUUGAGCAAUCCCUGCUCAAGAAGGACAGAGCAGCAAGGUGAGCACAUUUAGCUGAACUGAAAUCAGAGGGCUUGCACUGUACUAUUAGCCAUUUUCUUCUGCAAACACAGGAAACUUGUCCACAAAUGUUAAAAUGCCCACUGCUCAUCUGGAUACAUACACUGUAGGUCAGGGGAGCUGUGUUCCCUCUGAGACCUCUCUUGAAACAUGGGUUUGCUCAAAUUUUGCCUCUGCUAUUGCCCCACUUUAUGCUUCUUUUCUUUCCAGAAUGAAACUCACCAGUUAUGUUUUAAUUUGUCUGUUUUGCUUCUUAAACUGUGAGCACUAAACUGUGAGCAUGGAAUAAUAAAUAGAAAAAAACUCUCUUUAAUGUCAGGUGAAAGAAUUGCUAAACAAUUAAACUGUGUAUAUAUAUCUUCACAGAUUAUAUUUUAUAAAUCAUGCUUUUUUAGCUAAAUAUUUAUAAUUAAAUGUUUUUAUACUUUACAACAAAGCAGAUAAUUUCAUCUUUCAAUUAUUUCUCCUGUUGCUGAAAUGUACAAAUAAAGCAUUGUUAUCUUCUGUC